UAUUUAGCAACAGCAACAAAACAGGCAGCGGGAUCAGCUGACUGAGGCAGGGAGCUGGCGCAUGGGUUAGUGCUCGACAGCACAGCUCCUGUGCGGGGAGCAGGGAGGAGCAGCGGGGCACAGCCGCGCCGCCAGGGGAGCGACCGCCGCCCGAGCCGAGCCCGCAGCCAUGGCACCCCGGAUCAGACUGAGCCUUUCCAAGCCUCUCCCGACCAUACGGGAAACCCACGAGGAAGCGAUGGAAGAUCCCAGCAGUGCCCCAAAACGUGCAGGGAGCACUGCAGCCAGCCCAGACUCGUACUCCAGCGAGGACUACAUCCAGUCCAUCUGCCACCUYGCCAGGCCCACCUUCCCAGCCCUUCUGGAGAGCAGGCGAAAGGGUCAGGACAGAAAGACCCUGCAGAGCCUUGAAGAUGUGUCACGGUCCCCAGCCCUUGAAGGGACACAGCAGGAAAGGUUAAAGUGUAAAUUGACCGAUUUCAUCUCAAACAUGGUGCCACUGGGAAAAGUCCCACCUGCAGAAAUCGACUUUUGGUCCAGAGGGGAUCCCCUGGAACAAAUUUACACCCAUGCAGGAAAUGUUUGCUCCUCCAAGGCUCCUUCCUCUGGUGAAAGUGCCAGCACUGGUUACUCAUGGUGCAACUCUUCUGCCCCAAAUGGUGACCCUCAUCCCACAAACCUGGAAGAAAAAAACACAGGGAAAAGCAGUUUUCCACGAGUGUUCAGUUUUCCAAGGCUUCCCUCCCCGAGACCAGCUCAGAAAGAUGCAGUAGGCUCAGAGCUGAGAUAUCUCAGAAGGGAUGAGGGAACAGUUUUAGGGAGUAACCACAGCCAGAAAGAAAAGGGCCCCAUGUCCAUUAAUGCUGAAGAGCUGCUGGCACCCUCAGCCAAAGGGAAGCUGCCAGGAAACCCAGCCCUGCCCUGCUCUGUAAGAAAGCAGAGUUUGUUCAAUAGAGCAGGCAUUGAUGAAAAAGAAGGAAGAGAAGCUUCUCACUUUGACAAAAAUGUCGUGGGUGAUGUCCCUGCUAAGCAGAGAUACUUUGAGUCUUUCCAGGUACCUAAAAAAGCCACAAUCCAUAACUGGAUUUCMGAGCACAGAUGCAUCUGGAAAGAAGCAAAGAUAAAAGCUUGUUUGCUCCCAGCCAUCGCUGAAGUGUGAAGAAGUAGCUGCCUGGAAUAAUUUUAUUCAMAAGAUAUAACCACCCUGUGCUCUAGCAGCUCUCCCUGGAGUCCUCACACAGAAAACAUGGCUUGAACAUGCAUGCGAGUCAGGCAGACUCUUGUGAUCCAUCAUAUCCCUCAUCCGUGGGCAGAGGGACAMUUCAGAGUCUCAUCUGCUGAGGAAACAGCGAUCCGUUUUCAUUUUGGAAAGGCAACAGUUCAUAAAGCAUCUCCUCCCACCUACUGCCUAGAACUGCCCUGAGCAUGAAGAAAAGCUGGAGAGAGCUGGAGAGAACACAAAUCUCAUCUGUGCUGGAGGAAAAGUGGGAACAUUGAAAUAUCAAUGCUUUCCAGCCAAUGCCAAGUCGCCAGAUGUUGCUCACACUUGGGUACAGCUAUUCAAAAUGGAUCCCUUUGCCCAAGGCUCGGACAGUACGAAAUGUUCUCUCUCUGGCACACACCUUUACUGGGARACCCAUCCUAGAUCCCACCUCAGCACCAGGGUCCCACUGGAGAGGUCAUCCAUUAGAGCAGUAGCAUAAAGAAAUAGUUCUUUUAAAUC
Malurus melanocephalus (red-backed fairy wren) is the source of this 1723-nucleotide messenger RNA. RefSeq lists its product as uncharacterized. NCBI's taxonomy places the organism in Eukaryota, Metazoa, Chordata, Aves, Passeriformes, Maluridae. Gene Ontology annotation, cellular component: mitochondrion. The transcript is spliced from 2 exons. The coding region runs from base 170 to 1159 and encodes 329 amino acids. Gene Ontology annotation, biological process: regulation of autophagy. The record is from RefSeq and is a predicted model, not a curated record.